This is a messenger RNA of Sinocyclocheilus anshuiensis, 1764 nucleotides long. RefSeq names its product T-box transcription factor Ta (gene tbxta). Gene Ontology annotation, cellular component: chromatin; nucleus. Lineage: Eukaryota; Metazoa; Chordata; Actinopteri; Cypriniformes; Cyprinidae. The coding region runs from base 21 to 1292 and encodes 423 amino acids. The record is from RefSeq and is a predicted model, not a curated record. Gene Ontology annotation, molecular function: DNA-binding transcription factor activity, RNA polymerase II-specific; RNA polymerase II cis-regulatory region sequence-specific DNA binding. The transcript has 8 exons. Gene Ontology annotation, biological process: heart morphogenesis; regulation of transcription by RNA polymerase II; positive regulation of DNA-templated transcription.
UAUCUCAACUGAUCGGAAAUAUGUCUUCCUCAAGUCCCGACCAGCGCCUGGAGCACCUCCUGAGCGCCGUGAAGAGCGAGUUUCAGGAGGGCAGCGAGAAAGGCGACGCGUUCGAGCGGGAUAUUAAACUUUCCCUAGAAGACGCGGAGUUAUGGAGCAAAUUUAAAGAGCUCACUAAUGAAAUGAUAGUCACUAAAACUGGAAGGCGAAUGUUUCCCGUGCUCAAAGCCAGUGUCACCGGUCUGGACCCCAACGCAAUGUACUCGGUCCUGCUGGACUUUGUAGCGGCCGAUAAUAAUCGGUGGAAAUAUGUGAACGGUGAAUGGGUGCCGGGCGGGAAACCCGAGCCUCAGAGCCCGAGCUGCGUCUACAUCCAUCCAGACUCCCCCAACUUCGGCGCGCACUGGAUGAAAGCGCCCAUCUCCUUCAGCAAAGUCAAACUCUCCAAUAAACUCAAUGGAGGCGGUCAGAUUAUGUUGAACUCUUUGCACAAAUACGAGCCCAGGAUUCACAUAGUGAAAGUCGGUGGGAUCCAGAAAAUGAUCAGCAGUCAGUCUUUUCCUGACACUCAGUUCAUUGCAGUCACAGCUUAUCAGAAUGAAGAGGUCACAGCUCUGAAGAUCAAGCACAACCCAUUCGCCAAAGCAUUCCUGGACGCCAAAGAAAGAAGUGAUCACAAGGAUGUCCCAGACCACAGCACUGACAACCAGCAAUCUGGAUACUCGCAACUUGGUGGCUGGUUCCUGCCCAGUAACGGCCCUAUGGGCCCCAGCAGCAGCCCUCCUCAGUUCAACGGGGCCCCCGUUCACUCCUCUGGCUCGUACUGCGAGAGAUACUCCAGCCUGAGGAACCACAGAGCUGCUCCGUAUCCCAGCCAUUACCCCCACCGCAGCACGACCAGCAAUAACUACAUGGACAACUCUUCCGGAAGUCUUGCUUCUCACGACAGCUGGUCGGCCCUGCAGAUACCCAACUCCAGUGGCAUGGGCACCCUGGCCCACACCACCAACACUACCUCCAACACCAGCCAGUACCCAAGCUUGUGGUCGGUCGCGGGGACGAGCCUCACCCCCUCAGGCUCAGCAUCAGGGUCCAUCACGGGCGGCCUGACGUCUCAGUUCCUGCGCGGUUCCUCGGUGUCCUACUCGGGGCUGACCUCCUCUCUGCCCGUGUCCUCUCCCUCCUCGAUGUAUGACCCGGGCCUGAGCGAGGUCGGCGUUGGAGACGUUCAGUUUGAGAGCUCCAUCGCCAGGCUUACAGCGUCCUGGGCGCCUGUGGCACAGAGCUACUGAGAUCCAUCUGACUCCAGACUGUGACUUUCAGGACUCGAUCUGAGGUGAAGAUCCUACAGAGGCUGGUCAGACAGCAGAUGUCUACGUCUAGAGGGAAUGUAGAAGAGCCUCUCGCCAUUUCGAAUGGAAACGGGCUGAUUUUCUUAAUCCACGUCUGUAUGGUAUCGCGGCAUGAAUUAAUGCAAUCAAGACCUGGCGAGAGACAAUCACUUAAUCAUAGAGUAUCUAUAUUUGCAAAAACCGUCAUUCGAAUUUUAGACGUUAGUCAUAAAAAUGGGGCCAAUCGUGGUGUUUAUUGUUCUCAAUAAUAUUAUCUAAAAGAUUAAUAAGACCAAAUCGUGCUGUUGACUAACUAAAAUGUAUAUGUGUGUAAAUAAAUAGAAAUUAAUGCCCAUUUUCAUGGUAUUACAGUAACAGUAACAGUGCUUUCUGUAGAACGGGAGAAAGACGGACUUUGCUGUUUAGUUUGAAA